Cladocopium goreaui is the source of this 717-nucleotide messenger RNA. The record is from the annotation of a GenBank genome assembly. Lineage: Eukaryota; Dinophyceae; Suessiales; Symbiodiniaceae.
AUGCAGAGAACCGACGUUGCCAAGUGCAUCCGCACGCCUUCCGGCGAGAACCAGCACUUGCGCUUCGAGGUCAGUCGACUGCAAAAAGUCUUGCUGGAACUGCAAGAUCAGUUGCGAGGCCUUGCAGCGCGGCAGACUGGAGGAGGUGAAAUCGCCUUCCCGCGCGUCCCAGAUUUUCCUUGGAAGAGCACCGAUUUCCACUUGAGCAAGGUUCAUGAGCGACUCUACCUGGAUGCUUACGAACGGCAGGAACGGCAACGCGCGUUGCAAGAAACGAUCCAAAGAGCCAGGGAAUUUGAGGUGUUAGAUGUAUUCCGUUCGCAACAUCCAUGGCUGAACCCUGCCAGAAAUGCGCAGGAAUCAGAAACUUACGCCUGGUCCAUUUGUUCGGCCAACUGGAGCAGCAUUGAAGGAUUGGAGGAAACGACGCAAGUGACACAGGUGGCCCCGGCGGCCCCUGAGCCCAUCCUGGAUCCGCUGAAACCGAGCGUCUCCAGUCGUCGCUCCUCGCGCUUGGUGCCAUCUCCCAGAUCGCCCGAGCCGGGCGACUCGCUGGAAGCUGAAGGUGUUUCGCCUGGUGAGUAUUUGCCGCUGGUGGUAUGCUCUUUGGAAGGCGGCGAUGAAGCGCGACAGAGGAGGCCCAGUUCGUCCACACCAACCUUGCUGGGGAGGUCUGCCACGGGUAAGCGACGAGGCGGCCUUCCUCUCUCCGGUGAG